This is a messenger RNA of Ixodes scapularis (black-legged tick), 1269 nucleotides long. RefSeq lists its product as uncharacterized. Lineage: Eukaryota; Metazoa; Arthropoda; Arachnida; Ixodida; Ixodidae. The record is from RefSeq and is a predicted model, not a curated record. Gene Ontology annotation, molecular function: nucleic acid binding; zinc ion binding. The transcript has 3 exons. Bases 169 to 1269 code for a protein of 366 amino acids.
UUUCACCCCCAGGGGGCGCGUCCUUCCUUUGUGUAUAUAUUUGAUGUAUCGUGCAGAAUAAAGGUUGUUUUCCGUCCGUCCUUCGAAAACAUCACAUUGGCGACGAGGAUGUAGCCCGUUCCAAGCUACCUUCGGCAUCCCGUACCGUCCGGCUACGCCCGCCCCGCCAUGAGCUUCCCCGGCCUCGCUCCGCCGCCGCCGUUCCUCCAGACGCCCGGCCGUCCGUCCCUGCCAUGGGAGGAGUGGGAGCAGACUUUUACAGUCUACCUUCUAGCGUCCGGAGCAGCUGAGUGCCCACCAGAGCUACGCAAGGCCAUUCUUCUGGAUUGUUUGGGGGCGGACAUGGGCCGUGUUUUCCGGACUUUACCUGCAGGGUCAAGCGCCGCAGCACCGGCAGUUCAAGAUAAGCCUACCGCGGCCACUACUGACGUGUACGCGUCUGCACUCGCCGCCUUACGGAAGCAGUUUUCGACAUCGUGCAACGUAAUCGUCGAGCGUCAUCGUUUCCACCGCCGCAACCAACACGCAGGCGAGUCCGUUCAUGACUUUGUUGCUGCUUUACGGCAGCUCGUUUCGCAUUGUUCGUUCAAUUCACAAGAUGAGGCUCUCCGUGACCAAUUUGUUGCCGGCGUUGCUUCUAAUCGCGUACGUGAACGGUUCCUACUCGAGGGUUCCUCCCUGUCGUUCGAGAGCGCAGUACGAAUCGCUCUUCAGUUUGAGCAAGCAGCUGAAGAACUAAAGGAAUUCUCUGCUUCAGUCGAGCCUGUUUCUGUGCGUCGUCCGCAUUCUUCGCGAAAAACCAGUUCACAGCCAAAAGAGCAUUGUCAGCAGAACUUUUCAAGGAAAGAGAGCGGUUCACGUGCGUCGCAGGGGCACCGCCCCCCUCGGCGAGACAGAGAUAGCCGGUCCGUUUCACCUCACUGUUUUCGGUGCGGCUCGCGGAACCACCGCGCAUCAGCGUCACAGUGCCCAGCGCAGGGAAAGAAAUGUUCGUUUUGCGGCGUCAAGGGCCACUUUCAGAAAGUAUGCAACCGCAAGCGACAAACGCAAGGCAGGGUUCGUGAAGUUGAUUUUGAUGACGAUGUUUUGUCAAGUGGAAGUUCUGAGCAAGUUUUGACCGUGCAGCAUUCUGCUCGCAGAGCAAUAUACAUACAAGUGGGCGUAGCGGAUGUCAGCUUGACAUUUCUUGUUGACUCGGGGUCGCAGACGUUCAAUUUAAAGGGCGCUCUGCACCACUUUUCUACAUCGUUCGCCAAGGCACCUGUCUGA